AUGGCUGGAGUUUUUUCUACCACUACUCUUUUUAAUGAUUCAUCUCGUAUUCCAAUGCUAUUCGGUGAAAACUACACCGAAUGGAAGGACAAGAUUCUUCUAACUUUAGGGAGUAUGGAUCUUGAUUUGGCGCUUCGUGAGAAUGAACCACCCAUUUUCAUGGAUUCUAGUUUGUCAAAUGAAAAGGCUACUUAUGAGAGGUGGCAGCGAUCUAAUCGCUUAAGUUUGAUGCUCAUUAAGUCGCAUAUCAGUCAAAGCAUUAGGGGUUCAAUCCCUGAUUGUGACCGAGUCAAAGCUUACAUGAAAGCAAUUGAUGAACAAUUUGUAAACUCUGACAAGGCUUUGGCUAGCACCCUUAUGAAGAAACUUGCAAGCAUGACACUUGACAAAAGUAGGAAUGUGCGCGAGCACAUUAUUGAAAUGAGGGAUAUUGCGGCUAAACUAAAGUCCCUUAAAGUUGAGAUUUCUGAAUCAUUUCUUGUACAUUUCAUUCUCAACUCUCUUCCGUCGGAAUAUAUUCCGUUUAAGAUCUCUUAUAACACACAUAAAGAAGAAUGGUCAAUUAAUGAACUAUUGACCAUGUGUGUUCAAGAGGAGGAGAGAUUGAAACAUGAGACGCCAGAUUUUCAUCUUGUGACUCAUGGUAAAGGAAACACAAAGUCGUUUUUGCAAAAAGAAAGGGCACUGGAAGAAAGAUUACCUCAAGUACAAGAAGUGGAUCGAAAAUAA
Coffea eugenioides is the source of this 729-nucleotide messenger RNA. RefSeq lists its product as uncharacterized. The transcript is spliced from 2 exons. The record is from RefSeq and is a predicted model, not a curated record. Lineage: Eukaryota; Viridiplantae; Streptophyta; Magnoliopsida; Gentianales; Rubiaceae. Bases 1 to 729 code for a protein of 242 amino acids.